Molecule: messenger RNA, 3007 nt
Organism: Porites lobata
Lineage: Eukaryota; Metazoa; Cnidaria; Anthozoa; Scleractinia; Poritidae
Source: the annotation of a GenBank genome assembly
AUGUCGCUUUCUAAAGAAGAGAAGAGAUGGAUAGUUGUAGGGAUUACCAUGAACAAAGUUGCUGCUCCUGUUUUACGGGAUGCGGUCAAACAAGGAAUGGAGACUCAUCAUGCAAACCUGGACAAGCACUGUCAAGGACUGGCCCCAUCUUGUACUUUACAGUCAUUAACUCAUGCUGUGGUCAAAUCACCUGCAUCCAUCUUUCGAAAUUUGAAGUUUCGAAAUAUUAAUGACAAUGAAAAUUUACAUGGAACAGCCGAAAGGAAAUAUAACUAUAAGAUAAAUGACUCCAUAGAUUUGGCCAAGUUAUAUCUGCCUGGGUAUCUGGCUCAGUUUUCAGCCUUUGAAGCGCUGGACAUGACUGCCAUCCUUCGCCUCUUGGGAUAUAACAACUAUGUUCCGACCAGUGUGUUCCACUCAGACACCCAGAAUUCAGCAGAUGAUGUCAGGGAAAAUGUCAGAAACAAAUGGGGCCAUUAUAAUGAAACCGAGUGGACAGACACCUUCUUCCACGAUUGCUUUGACAAAAUGAAAACAUUGGUUAAGAGUCUGGGACUGACAGCAGAUGUGGAGGAAAACACUUUGGCUCAAUUUGUUGAAUGGCAAAGCAAAGGUAAAUUCUCUCAACCAAGAUUGCAUAUGACAAAAAUUGCAGAUACAACUGGAAGUGUUUGGGCUGUAUAUUGUCCCUUUUUAUGAUGAAAACCCUCCGUCAAAUGCAGUUAGUUGUUCAGUCAACGCAUUCUAUGCCACACGAAUCCGCCCCACCUCGAAACGCUUACAUGGCAAAAAUUGACCCCGUCUGAGAUCCGGCCUGGAAGACCGGGCAACCCGCCUCGGCAGGUCAUCCCACCUAUCAUAAUUAAUAGACCUUUUUACCGAUACGGCGGCCAUAUUGAAAUUAUUAGAUUUAAGGAGUAUUAUGGGAUGCCCAGGGGGUACUCGCUCAGUAUUUAAGCGCGCUUUUCGGGCAAAGAGAGAACUUGCAUGUAUAUUUCUCGGGAAAAAGGCGAUCAUUAUUAUAUCCAAACUCGGCACAAUGAUCUUUUUUUCCAUUACAAUGAUUUUGUAGGAAAACUUAAAGAAAACUUAAAGAAAAAUUGGCCCGAAAAGCGCGUGUAUAUACUGAUGCGAGAAUAUCAGACCGUGUUCAUCCUCCCUGGGCAUCCCAUAAUACUCCUUAAAUCCAAUUAAUUCAAUAUGGCCGUCGUAUUAGUAAAAAGGUCUAUUGUGAUUGAAAUGAGAGAUUAUAUGGACAGGCGGGUUACCCCACCUAAGCGGGUUACUUCACCUACCUAGCUACCCCACCUCCAUAUAAACAGGUCCUUACUUUAAGUAGCCACAUAACUGCGAAGAGAGAAUUUACUGUCGUUAAUUUUGUUUGCUUUCUUUGAUUAAGUCUUUUUUAAAAUACUUAAAGUUUACCUUUACCGGCCGUAAACAACCUGUCGUUAUUCACUGGGCGUUAAGGUAUUUUGCCAAGUCAUAAAUGUAAUAAGCCUCCAAACUGUAAUCAACCUGAACUCCUGACAAAGCCGCCUGAUCCACCUGUGUAACUUUUGGAAGUGAUUUAAAAGUAUUAGAAUAAGCUUUAGUUGCCACCCUCAGUUGUCUGUAAUUUGACUCACUGGAACGUGAAGUAAUCUCUGAAUUAUUCAGUACAAAUUAAAGAACACGCAGAAUAACUUACAAGACAAUGAUUUCGAACUACCAAGAGACGAUACUGUAGUUCCGAUAUGGCACACACUCUAUAAAAUACUUGGGGCUUCUCAUUUGGUCUAAGCUACCCAGAAAUCCAGGAAGUGCCGAAAGUUUUAAUUCAUUCAAGAGGAAUAUCAGGAAAUUCGACCUUUCCAGACUCGUGAACUAAUAUUCACAUGUAUCACCAGUAUAGUCACAAUAAACUGCAGAAAAAGAUGCUUAGAAAGAAAUAUAGAACGUAUAUAGUCUAUGUUUUUCUUUUUUUUGCAAUUUUUACUAGGGGUAUUAAUAAUGUAUAUAGUCUUUGUGUCCCCAUUAGCUGCAAAGGUCAAUACAUCUAUACUUACAUAACGUUUUCGUUCUAUCACUCAUUCAUCUGUAUUGCUUCGCUAGCUUAGGCGUAAACAAGAGUGCAUUGUAAACGUGUUCGUGUAAACUAGAAAUUAAACUAGAAACAAGUGUCUCGCAGAACUUGCCAAAGCUGAGGGGAAAGGAUCAAUAGAAGGAAAUAAAUAGGGGGAGGGAGGAAGCCAAUAAAAGAAAGAAAAAGGUACAUUGUCGGGACUCGAACCCAGGAAUGAAGUAGAAAAGGGCGGCAGCUUUGUCAUCAAAACCUACGUCAGUGUUAAGUUCGAUUCGGUCAAAAGGUUCCGUUUAAGAAAAAGAAAUGAACAUUUCUUAAACGGUUGGAGGUUCAAAUUGUGGUGGCAUAAAGAUGGUUAUAUAAGGCCGAUUAAGGGCUACAUAAGCUAAAUAUCAAUUGUAAUUAUGAACAGAACGUACCUCUACACGACACCCAGUGCUCAACAAAAAUGGUAAAAGUCAUAAAAAUUCGCUGUAGAAGCUUAUAGAAUACAUGAAUGUUUUUUUUUCAACAGGUUGUCAGUUGAUCAUGGGUAAUAACGUAGACAGAGAGCUUCUCCAGUCAAUACUAUGUGAAGUGAAAGUACUCGUCAAUGUAUUCACGACCAUCCAAUCGCAACUGGGAAAUCGGCUUCCAGAGGCAAAGAAAGAAGAGGUUCCAGAUGUCUUGCCCAGACUGCAGUCGUUCGAACAACAGUUGAGCAGGGGUUUAGCGUUAGAAGGUUUGAAAGGUUGGGUAGAGACGCUUCUCUGGUUAGGGAUUCCUCUUGGGGUCCCUUUUUGGCUCCCUGCAUGGCUCUCUUUUUGGCGUAGAUAAUUACCAUAAAAGAGGUUCAUAACAAUACAGCUCAAUUUAAAACUUUCCUACCAAGAAAAUGAGUAUGCCUUCUUAAAACUAACAAAAGGUCGCUGUUUGUGCACUUUUCUGAUAAGGCUUUCAAGC